Molecule: messenger RNA, 960 nt
Organism: Ceutorhynchus assimilis (cabbage seed weevil)
Lineage: Eukaryota; Metazoa; Arthropoda; Insecta; Coleoptera; Curculionidae
Source: the annotation of a GenBank genome assembly
GUGCUCUUUCAAGGUUUUUAGAUUUCACCUUUCCAUUGGGUUUUUCGCUAUCAACGUUUUGCUAACGUCUCGAAGCUGAGGUGUCAGAGUACCCACAACACUGAAUCUGAAACCGUAAUUUACCCUAUUUAAGAAGGGAAGUCAAUAGAAGUUGAUGGGGUCUGUUAUCCAGGCUGUGAGGCUGCCAGGGGACAGUGAUGUACCCGUUGAUUUAUUAACAUUUCUUAACAUUUUUUUUAAAAUUAUUAUUAUUAGUAUUUCUUAUGUUUAACUUGGUACAUUUCCAAGUUUGUUUUACCGCCUUCAUUAAGUAUGGUUAAGAGUGAAGCCAAUAGUCACAAAUAAAACACUAGAGACCUCAGAAGUGAAAAUGGACGGUCGAUGUAAGCGUGGUGGAUUUCUGACAGUAAAAUUUCACGCAGAAAAAUCUUUCUGAAGCCAACCUUAAUAAUGUCAGUUAGUCUGUUUCCUAGAAACAUUUCAAUCACGUCACGACUGACAUCAUCAAUCAAAAUAGAAUCCAACGUAAACGUCACAAACAAAAUGAAUACGAUUCUGCGCACUAGACGAGCCUUCAGCCUGAUCCAAAAACGUUCAAUCUCCUCAGACUGGCAGAAAUUAGCCUACAAACUGGCAGGUUUCAACAAAUACGGACUGGUAAGAGACGAUUUGCUCAUAUGGGAAGAUCCUAUAGUGCAAUUGGCUCUGAAGCGCCUUCCAAGUGAAAUGGUAAAUAUGCGAAACUUCCGUUUGAUGAGGGCGACGCAAUUAUCCUGUCGCAAGGAAAUUUUACCUAAAGAACAAUGGACGAAGUUCGAAGAUGACGUUUUGUAUUUGACACCGGUUUACGAGGAAGUUUUAAAGGAAGUACUUGAAAAGGAAGAUUGGGAUAAGUCGCAUUAAUUGCAAUGUUGUUGUUAAAGAGCUGACAAUUUUAUAAUAAAGAUUUUGUUAAAUUAU